Molecule: messenger RNA, 288 nt
Organism: Blepharisma stoltei
Lineage: Eukaryota; Ciliophora; Heterotrichea; Heterotrichida; Blepharismidae
Source: the annotation of a GenBank genome assembly
AUGCACAAGCUUGGUGUUAUUGGAAAACUGAUCGGCUUCUGGAUCAUCGUAAUGUUCUUACCACUCUAUUUGCUUCUUUUAACAGCAUAUGAGGCAACCAAAUUUGACGAAAAAGAUAUCAUAAGUAAAGGGAUCCCGCUAUACUGGAGAGUUCUUAUGCUAUUUUUCCUGUUCGCAAUUAUGGCCUGCGUUGCCCCGUUUGUCUACAUUUUGGCUCUCCCUGUACUUCUAACCUAUGGUAUCAUAAUUUAUGCCAGAUCCAUAUGGGCAUUCUUAAGUAAGAUUUAA